This is a messenger RNA of Musa acuminata subsp. malaccensis (wild Malaysian banana), 2680 nucleotides long. NCBI's taxonomy places the organism in Eukaryota, Viridiplantae, Streptophyta, Magnoliopsida, Zingiberales, Musaceae. The record is from RefSeq and is a predicted model, not a curated record.
GUUGCUUAAAGAUGCGUAUUCCUGUUGAUCAGUGUAACUAGAAGAUAAAUUUUGAGUAGUCAAAGCCAAAGAUCUUCUCUUCGACUAUUUUAUGCUUAUCUUGCCUUGUUGCAUGUAUUGUGUUCAAAUUUAGCAAGUCAAGCGAAUGAAUAGGUGAUUGACAUGAAGGAACAGAAGAAGUCAUUCUAAACAUCAAGAACAUCUUACCUCUAGGAGCAAUUAGACCUCUGGGCAUGAAUUGAACUGUGUCACCGGGAAGUCUGCACUAGGUUCAUUUGUACCUUGCUUUUUCCAAAAACCUAAAGAAUGGUAGUUUGAAUAUAAAUUGUGCUGUGGAAGGGUAGAAAGGUACCAAAAAAUUCAUAGGAAGAGAUGCCUUGAUACUUGGCCAUUCAUCAAUAUCUCUUUUGUGUUCACGACAAAUUCUGAUGCCUGCCUGUCAAUGAUCUAAGUUGAAACGCUCUGAUUAUUAAACUUGUUUUCAGUAAACCUAUUAAAGAUGAUGUUUACUAGAUUUCAGCGGAGAAUGGAAGAACUUGUGAUCAGAUCCACAUGGAAAUUCGGUUGGUUGAUUGGUCUGAUUUUUAUCCGACAACAAUAGGAUUUUCUGCUACCGUAACUAGAAGAAUUAGACAUCACAAAGCUUUUUCAUUGAGAAGCAUCUAAAAGUAGAUAAUGCGAACCCAGGGGAAGAUGAAAAAGAAAAAUAUGAAAGGUGUCCCAGUAAGAGGUUGCUAAUGCAGCUAAUGAUAUUUCGCACUCUCCUUGUAAAACAGUUUGCAACUUAUUACAUUUGAAUUGAAAUAUUUUACUGCAAUGGUGAGUCUAAAUCAUCCCAUUUUGCACUUUCUAGAUUUUGUCAGUCAACAACUUUUGGGUUCAUUUUAAGGUGCUGUCACACAGGGGAUUGUAGACAAUUUUUUUCAUCACAUAACAUAGGGCUCUAUCAAGUUUAUAGAAGGGUUUCCAGUCCACUGCCCAACCUAGCUAAUGUUGCCCUGAAGAGUACCAUCUCACUAAAUCUGACCCGUAGACCACAAUAAAGGAAGAGGAAAGAGACCAAAGUAACGAGAUAACAAAAACCAUUAGACAUACUAGACUCAGUGAAAUGAUCAAAUUGGCCUCGGCUAUGAGGCCAGCUGCUUGUCCGAGUAGAUCUGAGUGGAUCAUUUAAUCUUGAUACCAUAGCCUUUAUUCAUAAGACUAAUUGUAAUCUGAUCUAAUUAAAUUAUUCACUAAAUAUUUGUACCAUCGGCCACAACCAAUUUUGCACACUGCUAGAUGAAAAUUUUCUCUUGUAGGUGGUUAACAUUGGACUCAUUGUUCAACAUUUUGUCUCUGUCAACUCAGUCUUAAAAGUUUGCUUUAUUACAAUAGCAAGAGACUUCCUUGAAUAUUUGGAUUGGGUUUUUGAAGCUAUGAAGACCAUCAUCAUCAACUAUGAACCGAAGCCAAUAUUUGGGACCUUAAAAUUGAUUUAGUUGUCAUGUUUGAGCUAGUACUUGGAUUAGGAAUUAUAUAUGGAAGUGUAAAGUUAUUUGGCCAAUAUAAUUAUAUCAUAUCCACUAUGUAGAUGGCUAUCUCUCAUCCCUCAUUUGACUGUUACACUGAAGGGGAGGAUGGUGCAAUAUGAUUUUUUUUCAAGUCAAUUUCUUACUGUAGCAUGGUUUUUAAAACUGGGACUUGUUUAAGUCAUAUGCUGCUGUCCUUUGGAUGUAAAGAAUCCGAUAUGUCCACAGAGUAGAUAUUAGCUAUUUGAUUAAGAUUCAAAAAGUUCCUAUUAUUAUACAUGGACAACCUAUGGGAAGAUGUGAAGUCUAAAUUUGCUUCUCUAUCAAGAGUAACUACUUGAUUAGGCCUUAAAAGGAAGCCUGAAAUUUGUGGACGAUGUUCUUCGUCCUUCUUGUGUUUUCAAUUGAAGGGAAGCAUGGGCAAUCUUAGUCACUAAAAUGUUUAAUCGAAAAAGAAAAUUUGAAAUAAGUUGUGAUCCUUUUUCCCACCAGAGAAAAUGGCCCCAAAGAUGAUUGCUUUUGGAAAUAUCCUUGACGGUAAGGGGAGCAAGGAUUGAGGGAAGGUGGAGGAUUCAAGUGGUAAGAAGGGAACAUAAUAUUUUUUAUCCUUCAAAGUUGAAACAGUCACUACUCUUUUUAAUUGCUCAUUUUUGGUUGAAAGAGAAUCAUUACUUGACCAAUUCUUUUAAUGUUAGGUUAUUUUUUACCACUUCUCUGUUGCUUUGAUUGGACCGGAACUCUUGGGUGGUACAUGAGAGGUCUUUCUACUUGUGGGUGCUAAAACUCUUUACAUAUGACCAACUCCAGAGCCGUCUCUUGCACUGGCUUGCUGUUUUAUCUUUUGGCUUUUCCAAGUAGAAUAUUAUGAUCGAUGAUCAAGAUUUGGGAUUUUUUGCUAAUUUUCUUGGCAUAUUUAUACUUGUUUUGGUAAUUGCGUAUCAUUAUGUGAUGGCCGACCCAAAGUAGGAAGAAACUCAAGCUCGGGAUAGUAGUCUUGUAGAAAGCAAGUAGAACUUACCGGGGGACUAACAUCUAAAUGACGGUCAUCUGUGUUUAUAUUGAUAUGGAUGUAAUACUUUUGAUCCAGGAUCUAGUUAGAAUUUCACAUUUUCUUCAUAAUUGAGGACUUUUGGUAGUAUACUUACUUGAUGAGUAUAUUUCCUCGAUAA